Drosophila erecta is the source of this 2229-nucleotide messenger RNA. RefSeq names its product mucin-5AC. The record is from RefSeq and is a predicted model, not a curated record. The transcript has 5 exons. Lineage: Eukaryota; Metazoa; Arthropoda; Insecta; Diptera; Drosophilidae. Bases 1 to 2229 code for a protein of 742 amino acids.
AUGACGUCGAUUUGUUAUGCAAGUGCAAUAAUAGUCUGCAUAUUUAAAGUACAUUUUUGUACGGCGGAGACUGAUCACGUAUUAAAGCCACAGAUAGUUGGUGCUAAAAGCCAACUAUCAGAGAAUGAAAUAUUCCGGUCGGAAUUGCCCAUUCCCAUCAAACUAAACUAUGGUAAUCAGCCAAUUUAUAAUAAUAAUAGGCUCCCGAUUGUUGAAUUGAAAGAGCAAAGAGCAGCAAACAUUAAUAAAUUUUUGAGUGAGAACGUACUCAAGGAUAGAAUUUUCCAAGAUUAUGAUAAGCCUCCUACCGACAUCGCUCUGAAGAGGUUUCGGAAAAAGUGGAGAAAAAGGAAAACGUCUACAAGGCCCCCAACAACCGUAUCUUCGGAUCCAGCAUCAACGACUCCAACAACUUCAACGGCAAUUCCAACGACUGCAACACCCACAACACAGUCUCCCACAACUUCCACAGCGAUUCCAACGUCGACGACAACCACAACACAUUCUCCAACAACUUCAACGGCAAUUCCAACGUCUACAGCAAGCACAACACAGUCUUUAACAACAUCAACAGCAAUACCAACAUCUACAACAACCACUGCGGAGUCAUCGACGACAUCCACAGCAAUUCCGUCGUCUACAACAACCGCAACGCAGACUCCAACAACUUCAACGGCAAUUCCAACGACUGCAACACCCACAACACAGUCUCCCACAACUUCCACAGCGAUUCCAACGUCGACGACCACAACUUCCACAGCAAUUCCAACGUCGACGACAACUACAACACAGUCUCCAACAACUUCAACGGCAAUUCCAACGUCUACAGCAAGCACAACACAGUCUUUAACAACAUCAACAGCAAUACCAACAUCUACAACAACCACUGCGGAGUCAUCGACGACAUCCACAGCAAUUCCGUCGUCUACAACAACCGCCACGCAGACUCCAACAACUUCAACGGCAAUUCCAACGACUACAACACCCACAACACAGUCUCCCACAACUUCCACAGCAAUUCCAACGUCGACGACAACUACAACACAGUCUUCAACAACAUCAACAGCAAUUCCAACGUCUACAGCAAGCACAACACAGUCUUUAACAACAUCAACAGCAAUACCAACAUCUACAACAACCACUGCGGAGUCAUCGACAACAUCCACAGCAAUUCCGUCAUCUACAACAACCGCCACGCAGACUCCAACAACUUCAACGGCAAUUCCAACGGCUGCAACAUCCACAACACAGUCUCCUACAACUUCCACAGCGAUUCCAACGUCGACGACAACCACAACACAGUCUCCAACAACUUCAACGGCAAUUCCAACGUCUACAGCAAGCACAACACAGUCUUUAACAACAUCAACAGCAAUACCAACAUUUACAACAAACACUCCGGAGUCAUCGACAACAUCCACAGCAAUUCCGUCCUCUACAACAACCGCAACGCAGACUCCAACAACUUCAACGGCAAUUCCAACGACUACAACACCCACAACACAGUCUCCCGCAACUUCCACAGCAAUUCCAACGUCGACGACAACCACAACACAGUCUCCAACAACUUCAACGGCAAUUCCAACGUCUACAGCAAGCACAACACAGUCUUUAACAACAUCAACAGCAAUACCAACAUCUACAACAACCACUUCGGAGUCAUCGACGACAUCCACAGCAAUUCCGUCGUCUACAACAACCGCCACGCAGACUCCAACAACUUCAACGGCAACUCCAACGACUACAACACCCAUAACACAGUCUCCCACAACUUCCACAGCAAUUCCAACGUCGACGACAACUACAACACAGUCUCCAACAACUUCAACGGCAAUUCCAACGUCUACAGCAAGCACAACACAGUCUCCAACAACUUCAACGGCAAUUCCAACAUUUACAACAACCACUGCGGAGUCAUCGACAACAUCCACAGCAAUUCCGUCGUCUACAACAACCACAACACAGUCUCCAACAACUUCAACGGCAAUUCCAACUACUACAACAUCCACAACACAGUCUCCCACAACUUCCACAGAAAUUCCAACGUCGACGACAACCACAACACAGUCUCCCACAACUUCCACAGAAAUUCCAACGUCGACGACAACCACAACACAGUCACCAACAACGUCAACGGCAAUUCCAACCAAUUCCGUCGUCUACUGCAAUCGCAACUCAGUUUUCAACAACGACACCGGCGAUUCCCAUGUCUUCAACAAACACAACUGA